This is a messenger RNA of Candida albicans SC5314, 1209 nucleotides long. RefSeq lists its product as uncharacterized. The record is from RefSeq and is a predicted model, not a curated record. Lineage: Eukaryota; Fungi; Ascomycota; Pichiomycetes; Serinales; Debaryomycetaceae. Gene Ontology annotation, biological process: pseudouridine synthesis. Bases 1 to 1209 code for a protein of 402 amino acids. Gene Ontology annotation, molecular function: pseudouridine synthase activity; RNA binding. The transcript has a single exon.
AUGUCAAAAUACAUUGUUGAGAAUAACAUUCGAAAAGUAAUACCAUAUUAUACAGACUUUCAAACAUUUGUUAAAAAAAGAUGGGAAGCAAGAACAAUAAUCGAUGUUUAUGAAUCAGAUUUUGGAGAAUGUCAACAAAAUAUUCUUGAUGAUAUUGAAUCGGAGAAACUAUACAUUGUGACCAACAGCAAUAAACCUACUGAACAAUCAAUUCUAACUGGAGUCGAAACACUAAUUAAAAGAAAGCUCGAUGAGAAAGAUAUAAUAUGUCAUACUAAACAUCGACACGAACCACCUAUACCGUGGCAUAAUGACAUUAUCAAACUGGUUUAUGAAGAUGACGAGAUAUUAGUAGUUGACAAACCAUCUGGUAUACCAACACAUCCAACAGGCAAUUAUUAUUUUAAUUCAUUAUCUGAAAUAAUUAAGCAGCAAUUGAAUAUGGAUUCUAUUUGGACUUGUCAUAGACUAGAUAAAGUGACAUCGGGAGUUCUUGUACUUGCGAAAACCAAGAAUGGUGGAGUGAGAUUCCUGAAAUUAAUGAGAGAUUCUAAACAGUAUACAGAGAAAACAUAUUUGGCUCGAGUUUCGGGUAAAUUUCCUGAAGGCAUACAUCGAUAUCGAUGUCCUAUAUUUGCAGUCAAUAUGAAUGGAUAUUUAAUGUCAGGAAAUAUGGAGGAGUUACCAACUGAUUCAACGACAAUAUUUGAACGAAUCAAAUAUAAUGCAAGUCUAGAUCAGAGUUUGGUUAAAUGUGUUCCUAUAACGGGGAAAUUUCAUCAAAUAAGAGUUCAUUUACGUAAUUUGGGGUUCCCAAUUGUUAAUGAUUCAUUUUAUCAACCAGAACAAGAUCAACUCACAAUACAGAAAUGCAAUAUUGAAAAGCAAUUGUAUAACAAAUUAUUUGCCAAAUAUCCUCAGUUUGAGAAUUUUGAAGCCACUGACGGAGAUGUUGUCGAUUCUCAUAUAAAUUUAUUAGACAUCAUUGAUUGGCAUAAUGAUAAAGAGUUAAAAGAUAUGCUCUUGGAUUUAAAGGCAGGUCAAGUUGAAAAGUUGAUGUUACAGAAACUGACAAUUUGCAGUGAAUGCAAGAGAUCAUUGAUCGAUACAGAAUAUAAGCUGAAUUCAAUGGUAUGGUUACAUGCAUUAAGCUUCAAAUAUGAAAAUUAUCAUUUUGAAACUGAUUACCCAGAUUGGGCUGAUAUAUAG